AUGAUCACGUAUAGGCCGUUCGAUAUCAACUCGGACCUACAGUUUGCGACGAUCAAGAAACUGAUAGACCGUGACCUGAGCGAGCCGUACUCCAUCUAUGUGUACCGGUACUUUCUGAACCAGUGGCCGUCGCUGGCGUACCUGGCGUACGACACGGAGGCGGCGACGGCGGAGGAGCCCGUGGGGUGCAUUGUGUGCAAGGCGGAGGCGCACCGCGGGGUGCGGCAGCGCGGGUACAUCGCGAUGCUGGUGGUGAACGACGCGUACCGCGGGCGCGGGAUUGCGAAGCGGCUGAUCACGCUGGCGAUCGAGCAGAUGGCGGCGCAGGGCUGCGACGAGAUCAUGCUGGAGACGGAGUGCAGCAACGGGGCGGCGCUGCACCUGUACGAGGCGCUGGGGUUCGUGCGGAUGAAGCGGAUGUUCCGGUACUACCUGAACCAGGGCGACGCAUUCAAGCUGAUCCUGCCGCUGACGGCGCGCAGCUAUAUGCGGAGCACGUUUCUGGACGCGCGCGCGGACUAG
Eremothecium gossypii ATCC 10895 is the source of this 522-nucleotide messenger RNA. It is a transcript of the gene MAK3, whose product is annotated as peptide alpha-N-acetyltransferase MAK3. The record is from RefSeq and is marked provisional. The transcript has a single exon. Gene Ontology annotation, molecular function: protein-N-terminal amino-acid acetyltransferase activity. Lineage: Eukaryota; Fungi; Ascomycota; Saccharomycetes; Saccharomycetales; Saccharomycetaceae. Gene Ontology annotation, biological process: N-terminal peptidyl-methionine acetylation. The coding region runs from base 1 to 522 and encodes 173 amino acids. Gene Ontology annotation, cellular component: NatC complex.